This is a messenger RNA of Peronospora matthiolae, 1218 nucleotides long. The record is from the annotation of a GenBank genome assembly. NCBI's taxonomy places the organism in Eukaryota, Oomycota, Peronosporomycetes, Peronosporales, Peronosporaceae.
AUGGACACCACUUCACAGCGAGGUGCCAGUACUUCUGUCGGCACGUCGCAGGAAGAGCGGGACCGCAAUGUGUUGCGUCUCGCUCCAGAAAAGAAGGCAUGGAUGCCUCCUAAAUCUGUCAUGGAUCACUUGUCGGCGACGACGAGUGAUCGUUAUCGAACACGAUUGUUCGAUUCGUCAAGGAUUCAUCACCUUGACCCCAGCGCGAAAGACUAUCGCGCUGAACAUGAAUUCUUCAUCGAUGCUUUCUUCAGACAUCGAUGGUACAGUGGGAAUCACAAACGUGAUGGUCCCUCACUACUUCAGGCGUGGAACGCCUACAUCCAUAAUCUCGAGGAUGUAGGUCGUGACGCUUGGAACGACAAACUUAUCAAAGCUCGUGAUAAGUUUGAAAAGCGAACCCCGACAGGUGCACGCUACAAGCUGCAUCGUCUGUCAAGGGAGAAAGGAUUACCCUGCCUCUCUUGGGGAGACUCGUGCCCAUGUUGUGUGAACAACUCUGCACGAGCACCUAAGGAGGCUUACCUCCUUACCAGCCCGUGGUGGCGUGUACGUGUCUCUACUGAGAUGUACGAAGGGAUUGACAACCUGAAAUCCCUUUACGACCGUGCCGGGAAGACUUUCUCCGGCGGUCCUUCUGCGGCACAGGAUGUGUCGCGUCGUACUGCUCGACCAGACCCAGUACGUCAACCAUCAAUUGGGAGCGGGGCUCCCAAGAAUCCCAGGACGGGGGAUAGCCGCGCCACCGGACGAGGUAACUCGUCCGACGUCCGUUCACGUCGCGGUGGUUCAACAGCUGCUCUACUAGAUAGCGCUGGCCACCGCGAGAGUCCUCUAAUGGAGGUGGAGGAGGAGGAAAGACGCUCUCCACACGAUCAUGUGGAUCGGUGUGUUCCCGAGAGCUUCUUUGAUCGCGUAACGCAAGGGUUACGCGACGAUCUCGAGCAUGAGCGGAAUAGGCGUCUCCAGAUGGUGGACACUGCCUCGAAGCAUCGAGCUGAGUUUGCCUUUGCUCAGCUUGAGAACGAGAGAUCUCUGACAUCUCUUCGUGACGAGCUAAGGGUAGCUCGUGGGAUUGUUGAUCGGUCUCGGGCUGAGAUAACUGCUCUUCAGACCCUUGUUGAUGCCCACCAUCGGGAGCACAAGGCUCUCUGCGAGAUGCUUGAGCGCAAGGGCGUUCUUCAUCGGAAGAAGCAGCGUACUGAUGGUACGGCUUAA